This is a messenger RNA of Caenorhabditis auriculariae, 8779 nucleotides long. Lineage: Eukaryota; Metazoa; Nematoda; Chromadorea; Rhabditida; Rhabditidae. The record is from the annotation of a GenBank genome assembly.
AUGGGGUUUUCACCGUACUUGGACGAAUGUCGGCACGGUUUUUGGCCGAUUCAGCCAGCGUGCUCUAAAGUUUGUUUUAUAUUAUAUUUUUCGAAAACAAAACUUUUUGAGGUCAUAUCUUUCGGUGUAUUUUUGGCAUUUACUGUGCUACACUUGAUAAUUGUCUUUUUGCCCAAUCCGCCAAGCGGUUAUCGGAGAAUCGGUUAGUUUGAAGGUUUUUUGAAGGCGCAGACGUUAGAAUUUAUUUCAAGACUCUUAACUAUUCUCCCUUCUAUUUUUCAAUCUGAACUUCUUCUUUUUUGAUAAAUAUAUGUAGUCUAUUUCGCGCAAGCGUGUCACUAUUUUUGUUUUCCUCGAAGAUUCCUUUCGAUGAGCGCGGCCGCGUAUUAAAUCUAAAAAGGAGUUAUUUAUCUUCAUUUUAAUUAUAGAUGGGAUUUUUUUCUUAGAAUAUUAAUAUCUUUGAAAUUUUUUGGCGACCCUUGGAUGAAUAUCAGCCAGAAAAUUGAUUUUAUUUACUAUAAACGUCCAAUCUCGCUUUUUGCGCGUCGCUUUUCAUGCAUCGCGUGCACUGCGUACAACACAUUUUAUUUUCCGCCGUUGUGGUGCGUUGCGCGCGGCCUUUUUCUGUAUACGCGCCUUUAAUAUAACGUAAUGCCGUGUUCAAAGUAAUUUCCGCGAAAUGCAAAAUGGUCUCUGACCCUCCAAAAUUAAGUUAUGUUUCUCUUUCUCUGACGGCUAUUUUGAAUUUCGCGGAAUCACUUUGAACACGGCAUAAAUUUUGGGCCAAAUAAAAGGCGCAUGGACUCAAUCAGGCCGCGCGCAUCGAAAGGAAGCUUUACAAAAGCUCAGAGAAAAAAAAUCGCGAGAAGCUGGAGCAGAAUGGGCUAUGUUAAAAAAAAUUAUGUGUAAGGAAAGAGGCGCCGAAAAAAAAAAAUGAAUACCACAGUUGUUUUAUAGCCCAUUCCGCACCAGCUUGUCACAAUUUUUGUGUCCUUCCAAGCUACAGGAUCACUAGCUUCGAAAUUCUCGUCCUUAUAUCUGUCCAUGCGCCUUUUAUUUGGCCUGAAAAUUCCACUAAAUUAAAGGCGCAUGCUCAAAUAAAGGUCGCGCGCCUCAGAGAGAAGGGAUCUGUAGCUCGAAGGAUAAUCGAAAACUUAACAAGCUGGCGCGGAGUAAGCUAUAUGGAGGCGAAAUCCAAGGAGUUUUCCACAAAGUGAACUUUCGAAAAUUCACAGGAGCCCCCUGCGUCGUUAAAUGUUUCCCAUCAAGCUAGAUUUCACUGUUGAUAAUUUGAGUGAAAUGAAAUAAUUAUAUUUUUAACUUUAGACUGCAACGGCCAUGUGGUGCGAACCAUCCCGGCUUCUCUCAUUUUCUCCGUUUUGCUGACUUUUUUGCUCGUCUGCGAGAGCAUUUUCUAUCUUUCCUAUGUCUUCUAUGUUCAUACCUACACUCACAUGCUCCUGGCCUACUGUAUUGCCAAAUUGGUGGGUCUCGAGUGGAAAAUAUUAUUAUUCGCAUGACUUCAGUCGUUCUGGCUGUUAUCUCUCUGCUCGUUGGUCCGAUGGCGAUUUUUGUCCCAUUUGCCGGUUUCUUUGGCUCUCAGCUUCUCGGCCGCUUUAUUACUCGAUUUGUGGCCGAUCACCGCUUGGAACACCUAUUUUGAUAAGAAGUGAAUUUUGAAACACGAAAUAGACCGAAUUUGACAAUUUCAGAACCCUGAAAAAUGGAGAAUUUCUAUUUUACGUCAUCGAAACUUCCCUGUCUUCCGCGGUCUUCUUCACGGCCUUGAUUGCACCUUCUCUGGGCAAGGAAAGCGCCGAAUCGGUGAGUAAAAAUAAAUUUCAGAGGAAAAUAAAUAAUCGCAUUGGAAAGGUAAGAAGAAAUUCAGUUCAAGUAAACUGAAACUAGAAUAAUUUAGUCCAAAAUGCUUGGGAAUUUCAGAGUGGUCCCUAUAGGGGUUGGGGGGAAAAAAACCCUUUCGGUGGCCGAAAAAGUGGUCCCUAUAGAGGUUUAGGGUCUGACCAUUAGCCCCUGAUGCUUAAGAGGACCCUAUAGGGCUCUCAAUUUCAUUCAAAAACGCUAAUUAUCCAGUUUUUCCAAUGGAAAUGCUUCUUCGCUUGAGGUUUAUAACAACUAUCGACUAGAAUGACCCCUAUAAGGACCUCUUUUUCAAGCUUUAGUGGCCGGGGGUUGGUAAAGUGAUCCCUAGAGAGGACUCUCCAAGAGCCCUCAAGGUUUCUCCUAUAGGGCCACUCUCGAGAACACUCUCCUUUUUUUUUGCCCCUAUGGGGACCACUCUGCAGAAAGUUCCCCCUAUAUGGUGCACUCUCCUUUGUUUUGUGCCCCUAUAGGGACUUCUCUGGAGAAAGUGGCCCCUAUAGGGACCACUUUGGAGAGAGUGCUGCUUUCUUUUUCCAAGCUUCUGAUUGACCCAAAUAUAUCUGGUAUUUUGUUUGGUCGCUUAUGGACAGGCUAAUGAUUUACUGCGCCAGACCUGGAGCGGCUUCUCGCGCAAAGUCUCCUUGAUCGCACCGUACGUCUGGCCAAAGAAGAGCGUCGCCUUACAGCUUCGGGUGGCCGUUUGCAUUUUAUUACUCAUCAUUGGAAGAUUGAUCAAUGUCGCUCUACCGCUCUACAGUAAAUGGAUCGGUAAAAAUCUUCAAAAGGAUAUUUUAAUGGCCUUCAAAUUUCAGUGGACAGUCUGGCCAACCCUGCGACUUUCCAAUAUUCGCUGAUUUUUAUUUCGACAGUUUUAAAGUUUCUGCAAGGGAAUGGAGGUCGAAUUGUAACAUUUAGAGUUAAAAAGUCCGUAUUUUUCAGCGAUGGGAGGAUUUUUGAACACUCUGAGAACUUAUUUGUGGAUUCCUAUUCAGCAGUAUACGACUAGAGAGUUGGAGGUUUGCAAACAAUAAAAAAAGAAGGAAAAAAGAAUAUUUGAAGGUGGAAUUAUUCGCCCAUCUGCAUUCGUUGUCGCUCCGCUGGCACUUGUCCAGGAAAACUGGACUCGUUUUGAGGGUUAUGGACCGGGGAACGAGCUCUGUUAACAGCAUUUUGAAGUGAGAAGAGUGAAAAUUUAGCUUUUGAAGUUGGGGAUUUGACUGGGUCCAAUAAGUCUGAUCUAGGAGAGAUUUCGAUUCUGGAAAGUCCCAAAAAUAUACAAGAAAGAAAAAAAAAAGUCUGUGAGUAUAGUGCAUUCCGCACGAGAAGGUUGAAAAAUAACAAAAAAGAAAAAGCUACCGUAAACACAAUUUUUUGCUCUAUAAAUAAAUUCAAUUUACCUUUUAAAAAGGUAACUUCGCUUUUCGAAUUUUCAAAUUGUUCUUCGACCUCUUUAGAAAUUAGGAUUUUCAGACUAUAUCACACAUGGUGUAGGCUUGAAGACUUUGGAAAAACCAUAUUAUUAGAAAAAUAAUCUUGAAGGAGAUUGACCCAUUGAAAGUUGAGACAUAGUUGGACAAGUAGAGAGCUAACUCAGCCCGGGAGGAGUUCGAUCACAAAAAUUUUGGCAAAUUUGAAAUAAGAUCAAAUUACAACCUCAGGGAGGUAUUUUCGGCAACAAUAAUACAAGUUUUAGCCUCAGGGAGGUAUUAUUAGCUUUAAACUAGGAAAACUUGGGACAAGGGGGUGGCGGCCUCAAAAAAAAUGCACAUGUAUGUUUGGGUACUGAAUUUCUCCAAGAACACGAGAAAGCUGACAACUUUUCACUCAACAGAAGAAACGCAAAUAUUUAAAAUACAAAAAAAGUUCAUUUCCAGCUACAUUCUGUUCAACAUCGUCCCGACAAUCGCCGACAUUGCCAUUGCCGUCGUCUUCUUUUUUUCGACCUUCAAUGUUUAUUUCGGGAUCAUUGUCUUCGCAACGAUGGCCUUGUACUUGGGUCAGUAUAUAAUCCAAAAAUGAGCUAAAAGAAAAUUUCGCGAUGGAGUAAUUUGGCAGCCUGGAAAGCGAAUUGUAGAACGAAUUUAGUGUUUUUCGAAAACAUCGAAGCGGAUUUGAACAGUUCGAGAAGAGAAGAAGAUUCGAAAUCUCUCUUUUUCCAGUCGUGACGAUUUACGUGACCGAGUGGCGGACCAAGUUUAUCCGAUUGUCCAAUGAAAUGGACAACAAAAGCAGUGCGAUGGCCACGGAUUCGUUGCUGAACUACGAGACGGUCAAGUACUACGGAAAUGAGACCUACGAAGUCAAUCGCUUCAGGACUUCUAUUCAAAAGUGAGAUCUUUUUAAAAAUAUAAGCGUUACUUAUAGCCUAUUCUACACCAUUUUAAAAAAGACUAACUUCGAAUCCAGACCUUUGCAGUUUUUAGAGCAAGAGCUUUUUUAUGCUGUGCUCUUAAAUUGUGACCGUCUCCAGAAGAGCAUUAAGCUUAGGCGAAUUGUUCGUUUUUCGUUUUUUCAUUCGUUUUUUUUUUGAUACAUUAGGCCACGCCAUUUUUUUUUAAAUAAAUAGUUUGGCUACGCCCCUUUUUUGAUUAACUAGGUUAGGUCACACCUUUUUUUAAAACACAGCUAGAUUAAGCCACGUCCUUUUUUUUUAAACAUAACUAGAUUAGGCCACGCCUUUUUUUUUAAAGCAUAACUUGAUUAGGCCACGCCCUUUUUUUUCAAAAAUUAAUUUUGAGGUAAUUCAUGAGUCAUCUUGGAAUAUUUUCAGCUACCAAGACGCAGAAUGGAAAUCGCAAGCCUCGCUGGCCCUCCUCAACAUGUCACAAAAUGCGAUUAUUGGAGUCGGCCUCAUGUCGGGAUCCCUUCUAGUCGCUUAUCUCAUCACUGUGGACAGCACUCUGACGGUUUUCCUCACACUUUUUCAAACGGUAAUUAUUAUUUUCAGGUCGGCGACUACGUGCUCUUCACCACCUACAUCUUGCAGCUCUACUCGCCGUUGAACUUUUUUGGAACUGUCUACAGGUUUUUCCAGAAGAAAUAAUGAUAAAAUAACUUCUGGGAGCCUUCAGAGUGAUCCAGAAGUCUUUCAUCGACAUGGAGAAUAUGUUUGACCUGAUGAACGAGGAGAUUGAGGUUUUUGAGGGGGAUAAACGUGAAAUUUUACUGGUCGCAUGUGGAAUGGCUCAACAGCAGUUUUGCUUGUAUUUUGAGCAUUUAUAGCGGCCGAAAAUGGAUAAAAAUAACGGAAGUUCACGGGAAAAUGGCAAAUACGACUACCGGGGUUGAACCUAGGACAUUUGGGGUGAUAAUUUAAGCGGUCAGCCGCCAAAAUCGGACAAAAAAUGACCAAAACCCACGUUUUCCAAGCCGAAAAUGCGUGGAAGAAGAUUUUAUCGGCAAAAACGACUACCGGGGUUGAACCUAGGACUUCUGGGAUGAUAAUUUGAGCGUUCAGCCGCCAAAAUCGGACAAAAAUGAUGAAAUUCCACGUUUUUCAAGCCGAAAAUGCGUGGAAGAAGCGGUUAAUGGCAAAAACGACCACCGGGGCUGAACUCAGGACCUCUGGAAUGAUAUCUUAAGCGUUCAGCCGCUAAAAUUGGACAAAAAAUGACCAAAAUGCCCGUUUUUCAAGCCAAAAAUGCGUGGAAGAAGCUGAUAAUGGCAAAAACGACUAGCGGGGUUGAACCUAGAACUUCUGGAAUGGUAGUUAGCGGGUGCCAAUCGAGCCAAUCCGAGUACAUUUUUUUAAAUCUGAUUUUUUCUCAAUUUAAAAAAAUUUCAGGUAAAAGACAGCCCGAUGGCUAUCACUUAUCAGCCGACGGAGGGAAAAAUAACCGUCAAAGGCUUGUCAUUCUCCUACAAUCCUGAGAACGUGGUCCUGAACGAUAUCAGCUUCGAAGUCGGCAAAGGACAUACGGUCGCCUUGGUGAGAUUUGCUGAGGAAAAAAAAAAAUAUAACUUUUAGCUGAAUUUUUCAAGUCGGUUCUGACCUUUUCGUGUUGGAAAGUUCUACCGAAGUUUAUGAAAAAUGAAUUUUCGGAGUUAUUUUUGAAAAAAAAAAUUGGGAAGAAAAGAAAUAGGAAGUUUUUGAAUGUAAUGUCAAAGUUUAAAAAAAGUUCAAAAAAAUUCAAAAAAAGCCAAAUAAGGAAGUUUUUAAUUUGAACUAUAUAAAAUUCUCAAAAUCAGGAGCGAUUAUUCAAAAAAGCCCAAAAGGAGUAGAAUUUCCGGCCUUCAACUUUAAAUAAUUCAGAAAUUCAAAAAAAAAGCCAAAUAAGGAAGGGGAAUUUGUAUUGAUUUGAACUGCAUAAAGUUCAGAAAAUCAGGGGUGAUUAUUCAAAAAAAGAAAAAGAAGGACAAGGAAGUUUUUUCGUAAUCUAUUGAACUUUAAAAAAAUACCAAAUUAGGAAUGAUCAUUAAAAAAGAGCCAAAAAAAGGAGUAUAGUUUGUUCAUAUUUUGAAUGUCAAGUAGAAUGACGUCAUUCGAAAACGCUCUGUGGAUGGCUCGCUCUCAGAUUGGUUUAUCGCGUCAUUAGGGGCGGAGCUUGAACGAAGACUUGACUUUUGCAAUUUGAACAGACUAUGGGAUUUUUGCUUGUACUUGAACUGUAUAAACUCGAAAUAUAAAUCAAGGUCGGACCGUCUGGAAGCGGAAAAAGUACGAUGAUCCGCCUUCUGUUCCGAUUAUUCGAAGCCGGCAACGGAGUGAUCGAAUUCGACGGAAACGACGUCAAAGAUGUCAAACUGGCGUCUCUAAGAAAGCAAAUCGGCAUCGUCCCACAAGAUACCGUCCUCUUCAAUGACACUAUCAAGUUUAUCCACCAUGAAAUGGAAUAAAUCAACUUUUCUUACCUCAGGUACAAUAUCAAGUUUGGCGAUCCCAAGGCCAGCGACGAGGAAAUCAUCGAAGCGGCCAAGGCAGCCAUGAUCCACGACAAGAUCGUCUCCCUUCCUGAUGGUGAAUUUUGGACUGAAAUUGAGAUUUUGGAUCGUGUUUUUAGUUACAAAACUCGCAGUUUUUACAAGAUUCUUUUAUUAAAAAAAUGUAAUCGAGAAUUAAGCUCAUCUUUGUCGUGUUACAGAACGGAUCACGAUCGAUCGAAUCAAAAAAAAAGUUCAAAAAAAGUUUUUAACUUUAAUGUUCCAAAUCGAGUUUUAAGCUCAUUCUUGUCGUUACAAAACCGAUCAUAAUCGCUUUUUUUUUCGAAGAUUUUAUGGAUUUUCAAAAAACAAAAGUCUCAUCUUCGUUUUAGUCUUGAAAAAUGUCGAAAUAUACAAUUUCACUCCAAGACUUUCAAAAUUAAAACUGUCUGCGCUCUCUCCUUCUCUCGCUGAUCUCACAGCUUUCUGAGAGAUCGAGAAAGUGCAGACGGUUAGACAGUUCAUCCAUGAGGAAUUUUGCAACUUUCUAGCGAAAAUUUGGUGUAUUUCAACUCCGAAACUUUUUUUCGUCUGAUUGUCUGCGCUCUCUUCUUCUCUCGCUGAUCUCACAACUUUCUGAGAGAUCGAGAGAUUGCAGACGGUUAGACAGUUCAUCCAGGAUUUUAUUGGAUUUUUUUUUGAAUGCAACUCUCUAGCAAAAAUUAGGUUUGCUUCAACUCUGAAACUUGUCAUUGUCUAACCGUCUGCGUUAUCUUUAUCUCUAAACGGCGAAGAUCACGAGACAACCGCUGAGAGAGCGAGAGAGCGUAGAGAAUCAGAGUUUUGAGUAAAUGUUCGGGAUGACUUUCAAAAGCCUCAUUAUUUUUUAUGUGGUUCCUGAUGAGAGAGAACGAGAGAGCGCAGCUAGUUAGACAACUAUUACUUCAGGCUACGAAACGCUGGUCGGAGAACGAGGCCUGAAGCUUUCCGGAGGCGAGAAGCAGCGUGUCGCCAUCGCUCGGACGAUUCUGAAGAAGCCCCAGUUCAUCUUCCUGGACGAGGUCGGUUGCAAAUCGAAGCUCUGUCUUCAGUUGGAGAAGUUCAGGCGACGUCGGCCCUGGACACGCACACGGAAAGGGCGAUCCAACGUUGUUUGGAGCAGCUCUGCUCCUCCAGAACUGGCGUCGUCGUUGCUCAUCGGCUCUCCACCGUCGUCAACGCCGACAUGAUUCUGGUCCUCGACAAGGGCAAGAUUAUCGAGCGCGGAAGGUAUAGCUUGCAUCUGUAGUUUGAACAUGAAAAAAUUGGAAAACUAUUUUCAAGGAAAAAAAAAUGAGUUGAGAAUCUCCUGAAACUACUAGAUCUUCGGCGGGGAGAUGAUUUAUAGCUUGAGCCAUCGAAAAAAGGGUCCUGACACGAUAAUGCACGAGAUAGCGCUUUGCUUGUGGAGAUCGCAGACAGAACACGCCCCCUUAGCGUCCCAAGCUAGCCGUGAAGCUACAUAGUCUGCUCAGAUUUGAAAUGUCAAGUAGAAUGACGUCAUUCGAAAACACUCUGUGGAUGGCUCGUUCUCUGACUGGUUUACCGCGCGAUUAGGGGCGGAGCUUGAGCGACCAAUUGACAUUCAAAGGUUUAACAGGCUAUAGAUAUGAAGAAUAAUAUUCACAUAUAGUCUAUUCAGAUUUUGAAUGUCAAGUCGUCGCUCAAGCUCCGCCCCUUAUCACCCGAUGAACCAAUCAGAGAGCGAGCCAUCCAUAGAUUGUUUUUGAAUGACGUCAUUGCACUAGACAUUAAAAAUAUGAACAGACUCUUUGAGUUUUCAAAAUAUUUUAUUUCUUUUCAGAUUUUGACUUGGCCAGGAAAUAGAGUUCAUAGAAUCAUGUGCACGAUAUUUCAGUUUUUCCCAAGUUUCCGAUUUUUUUUUUCCAGUCACAAGGCUCUGUUGGCGUUCAAAGGCGUCUACAGCCGCAUGUGGGCAAGCCAGAACGCUGAGCGAAGAUCCGUUUCUUCCUCCGAGCCUGGAGACACCCCAGAAUGA